Messenger RNA from Vespula pensylvanica (western yellowjacket), 1152 nucleotides. RefSeq lists its product as uncharacterized. Lineage: Eukaryota; Metazoa; Arthropoda; Insecta; Hymenoptera; Vespidae. Gene Ontology annotation, molecular function: odorant binding; olfactory receptor activity. The transcript is spliced from 5 exons. The record is from RefSeq and is a predicted model, not a curated record. Gene Ontology annotation, biological process: sensory perception of smell; detection of chemical stimulus involved in sensory perception of smell. Gene Ontology annotation, cellular component: plasma membrane. The coding region runs from base 1 to 1152 and encodes 383 amino acids.
AUGUCGGACGAAUCGGUAUCGACGUUCGGUAGUAACGUGAUCGCAGUGAAUAUAUUUUUAUUAAAAUUGUCCGGCGUAUUGCCGUUUAAAACGACGUUUAUUAUCAAUCUCGAUUGGACGAAUUUACUCGCUUUAAUAUCGUUUCUCUCGUUGACUACAUAUUCCGUUUCUUACACUUACGAAUUCGUCGUUCAUAUGUCGCACGCUGACACUGCACUCGAAUUUUUCUCGAUGAUUAUAUCUCUGAUAGGUGGACAAGCGCGUUACGUAAUAUUAUUUAUCAAACGUUACAAAUUUCGUAACAUGUUGAAAAUUUGCGAGAGACUUUGGACGUCAUUGGAUAAUAAAGAGAAAUCGUGCGUUCGUAUUUAUACGAAUAAAACGAAACGUUUGACAUAUUAUUAUUUGUUCGGUUGCGCUUUUACGAUUUUCUUUUACGCCAUUGCUAGUCUCUUCGUAUCCUCGUCUACUAACGAUGCGAAUGGAAACGAAACGUCAAUAAGAAAUUUGCCUUAUGCAUUUAUAUUCGAUAUUCAUGAUUCGCCGUAUUUCGAGAUUGCUUAUGUUUAUCAAUUAAGUACGAUGAUCAACGUUGGUUUGACGUGCGUCGGUGCGGACACGGUAGGACCAGUUAUGAUUCUUAUUGCCUGCGGACAUCUUAAAGUAAUACAAAACAAAAUGUCUGCGUUGAUGGAAGACGCGAAAUCUAACGACGAUGAAGAUUCUUAUAUUUUUCAAGAUGUCAAGAUUAAACUCGACGGUUACGUUAAUUAUCAUUGCACUGUUCUCGAAUUUUGUAAGGACGUCGAGGAACUGGCUAACGUCAUUUUCCUCACACAAUUGAUCGGCAGCACUUACAACAUAUCUCUAGUUGGUUUUAAAUUAGCUGGGGACGACCCCGAUAAGUACAAAUAUACGACGCAGGUAUUGAUUGCAGUAAUACAACUCUUUCUCUGCAAUUGGCCACCCGACGUAUUGCUCUUCGAGACUGCAGCAGUAGCCAAUGCAGCAUAUUCGAUGCCUUGGUAUAUAUAUUCGACGGAAUUGAAAAGAUCUAUGCAUAUUAUCAUUAUGAGAUCACAAAGGGCCGUACGUUUGACCGCUGGUAAAUUUACUUACUUGUCCUUGGAAACGUUUGCUUCUAUCGAAUAA